ACACACACACACACACUGAUUGUUCAGGUUCUGACCAGCACCCAUCAGUACCGGUGAAACAUGCCAUCUCGCAGCAUGGAGUGUGACGCGUCCACGCUAAUAGCCUGCAUGGUGGACGUGGAGGUCUUCACCAACCAGGAGGUCAAGGAGAUGUUCGAGACCCUGUUCCUGGUGUAUGACCACAACGCCACCUUCCAGCUGUUCAAGAGUUUCCGGCGUGUGCGCAUCAACUUCAGCAGCCCCAAAGCGGCAGCCAGCGCCAGGAUAGAGCUGCAUGAAACGCCCUUCAGGGGCAAGAAGCUCAAGCUCUACUUCGCCCAGGUCCAAAACCCUGUCUCCGAUGGUGACAACCUGCAUCUGGCUCCGCCCCAGCCCUCCAAGCAGUUCCUCAUCUCUCCACCCGGAUCCCCUCCCAUUGGCUGGGAACAGAUCGACGAGGCCACGCCCGUCAUCAACUACGACCUCCUGUACGCCGUCGCCAAACUGGGCCCAGGGCCUCUCAGCUGGCUGUCAGAGUCACCUAUUUAUACCUCCAAGAGCCAAGCAUCGCCUAGACAGAGCUGUUCCUCAGGACUUUACCGAGAGAAGUUUGAGUUGCACGCCGGCACAGAGUCCACCCCCAGCGUGGUCGUUCACGUGUGCGACAGCGACGCAGAGGAAGAGGAGGAACCAAAGAUCUGCGCCAAACCAAAAAUCAUCCAGACCCGGCGCCCCGACCUGCCUGUGUCCCACUGAACUCCCUCCCCCUCCCCCCGCCCGCUCCCCACUCCCCACUCCCU
This is a messenger RNA of Clupea harengus (Atlantic herring), 779 nucleotides long. It is a transcript of the gene rcan2, whose product is annotated as calcipressin-2-like. Gene Ontology annotation, biological process: calcium-mediated signaling. NCBI's taxonomy places the organism in Eukaryota, Metazoa, Chordata, Actinopteri, Clupeiformes, Clupeidae. The record is from RefSeq and is a predicted model, not a curated record. Bases 61 to 735 code for a protein of 224 amino acids. The transcript has 5 exons. Gene Ontology annotation, cellular component: nucleus; cytoplasm. Gene Ontology annotation, molecular function: nucleic acid binding; calcium-dependent protein serine/threonine phosphatase regulator activity.